UGCGCAUGCGCACAAUAUGUUCCCCCUCCCCUCGGGGUGAGGCCGGGGGAGGAGGCUCCAGGUCCGGACUCUGAGCCAGGAGAGACCGGGGACCGAGGCCCAAGGGCAGGCCGCAGCACUGAGUGCAUCCGGUUAAAGAGCAGGCGUCAAGAUGAUGAGGUUUAUGCUGCUCUUCAGCCGGCAAGGGAAACUCCGCUUGCAGAAGUGGUAUGUGGCUACAUCAGAGCGGGAGAAGAAAAAACUUGUACGGGAUCUUAUGCAGACAGUGCUAAGCCGGAAACCCAAGAUGUGUAGCUUUCUGGAGUGGAAGGACCUUAAAGUUGUCUACAAAAGAUACGCCAGUCUAUACUUCUGCUGUGCAGUUGAGGACCAGGAUAAUGAGCUCAUAACCCUAGAGUUAAUUCACAGAUACGUGGAGUUGCUGGACAAAUAUUUUGGCAGCGUGUGUGAACUUGAUAUCAUAUUUAACUUUGAAAAGGCUUAUUUUAUUCUGGAUGAAUUUCUGAUGGGAGGUGAAAUCCAAGACACAUCGAAGAAGAGCGUACUUAAAGCAAUUGAACAGUCAGAUAUGCUGCAGGAGGAGGAUGAGUCACCGCGCAGUGUUCUGGAGGAGAUGGGAUUAGCUUGAUACUCAAUCAUAUACACUUCCCCUUUUUUCUUCCAUUCCAGUUACAGCAACAUUUACCCUGAUCACAGCAAUUUUCCAACAUUUACACAAUGACCUCGGCCACCUAGGAUUUCACGUGUGUGUGUGUGUGUGUGUGUAGCUGCUUGUGUAAAUUGGAGUGUGUGGUGAUAUUAAAUGGGAAAACAAAGGGACCAAUUACUCAGCCAGACCUAUCCAAACCCACCUGUGGAUGUGAGUUAAGUCAUUUCUGCCCUCACUUGUUUACCUGAUUAUGUUUUCUACUAAGUGAGGCAGAUGAAUAUGUGCUGGAGCACUUUCACAUCUUCCCUUGAUCUGAACAUUUGGUGAUGGGCACUUGUCUGUAGAUUAUAAUUCUGUGCUCUCCCGUUCUCUAGGCAAAGCACUGUAUUAACAUUAGUGCUGGGGAAGGAUGGGGUGUAUGACAGCUAGCUGCCCAUCCUACCCUGAAACAUAUCACGCUCCCUCUGUGUCCGUGACAAGGACCUCCUUCCUGCACGUUCUUCUAAAUAAAACAUAGGUGCUGCUA
Bombina bombina (fire-bellied toad) is the source of this 1175-nucleotide messenger RNA. RefSeq names its product AP-1 complex subunit sigma-1A. Gene Ontology annotation, biological process: intracellular protein transport; vesicle-mediated transport. Gene Ontology annotation, cellular component: AP-1 adaptor complex; membrane coat; intracellular membrane-bounded organelle. Gene Ontology annotation, molecular function: clathrin-cargo adaptor activity. The record is from RefSeq and is a predicted model, not a curated record. The transcript has 5 exons. The coding region runs from base 152 to 628 and encodes 158 amino acids. Lineage: Eukaryota; Metazoa; Chordata; Amphibia; Anura; Bombinatoridae.